AUGCAUCUAUUUUAUAGAAAAGAAUUUAAAAUGGUUCUAGAUACCCUAUUAAAACUAACAAAUGAUAAUUUAAAAUCAUGUAUUUCUUCUAUUCAACCAUUAUUUACUCAACCAUUUAAUAAAAGCAAUAUUCCUUUUUGUUUGUUCCCACCAAGCAGUGUAGGUGCUUACCUUCUAGAUUAUGAUUUAGUUCAAACAGAAUUAGAAAUAUUAUUUAGUAUGUUACAAGAAGAUAGAACAUUACCAUUUAAUUCUUUAAUGGAAAAAGCAGAAGAAGUAAAGCAUAUUUUACCAUGUGCUAAUCAAAUUUGUCGUUUAGCAUUGACUUCUCUUGUAACAGUCGCAUCAAACGAAAGAUUUUUAGUAAACUAA
This is a messenger RNA of Macrosiphum euphorbiae (potato aphid), 372 nucleotides long. NCBI's taxonomy places the organism in Eukaryota, Metazoa, Arthropoda, Insecta, Hemiptera, Aphididae. The record is from the annotation of a GenBank genome assembly.